Messenger RNA from Anoplopoma fimbria (sablefish), 3350 nucleotides. It is a transcript of the gene cdh17, whose product is annotated as cadherin 17, LI cadherin (liver-intestine). Gene Ontology annotation, molecular function: cadherin binding; calcium ion binding. The coding region runs from base 58 to 2673 and encodes 871 amino acids. NCBI's taxonomy places the organism in Eukaryota, Metazoa, Chordata, Actinopteri, Perciformes, Anoplopomatidae. Gene Ontology annotation, biological process: calcium-dependent cell-cell adhesion; cell morphogenesis; cell-cell junction assembly. The record is from RefSeq and is a predicted model, not a curated record. The transcript is spliced from 19 exons. Gene Ontology annotation, cellular component: plasma membrane; adherens junction; catenin complex.
AGAUCACUCUGAGGUCUGAGGAGUGACUCGCUCAAUCUCUCCGGCAAGACUGUAAUCAUGACACCCAUGGUGCAUCUGUUGUUGCUCCCACUCCUGUUCAGCAUCGCUGGUGGGAAGGAUCUGGAGGAAAAGAAGGGCCCGUUUGAGAACACAGAGCUAGGUGUGCCAGAGGGGACACCAGUGCCAUAUCCCAUGUAUCAGUUUCAGGUGACCCAUCCAGGAGUUAAUAGUUUCAGGUUGAGUGGAGAAGGUAAGGAAGACAUUAUGAUUUCAAAGGACGGGUGGCUGUACCUGGAGAAGCCUCUGGACUGGUCUCGAGAUGACCAUUACAUUAUCAUGGUGGAAGCGCUGGCAGAUGAGGAAGUUGUGGAAGGCCCAGUUUAUGUGACCAUAAAUGUGUUGGACAUCAACAACAAUGCUCCAGUCUUCAACCAGAGCGAAUACACAGCUGUUGUCAGAGAAAACAAUCCAGCGGGUAUCCCAUUUACUCGGGUGUUUGCGUUGGAUCAGGAUGACCCAGAGACUCCCAACGCUCAUCUGAGCUACAGCCUGGUCAGCCAGAUCCCCAACAAACACCACACCCCGCUGUUCCAGAUCGACCCUGACACUGGAGAGAUCUCCACCACAGAAGCAGGGACACAGAUACUUAAAGCCAGAGAAGGCAUCCAGUAUGGCAAAGGAGAAGAUCAGAGCAUUGACGCUCUGAGGACAAAGUUUAACGACUACUGUCCAGUGCAGAAUAUCCCCUUUGAAGAUAACCCCUUCUUCACCUGUGUGGAGAGAGCAGAAAUGAGGAGGAGAAAUGUGGACCCCCUGGCGGACCCAGACUACACCCUGACUGUGCGCGUCCAGGACCUGGGAGGAGCAUUGCAGACCGCGCUGAGUGGGAACACCAGAGUGCACAUUGUCGUGCAGCAAAACCUAUGGGUCAAUCCUGGACCUAUAACAGUUAAAGAGCACUUAAAGGAAACGUACCCUCUGGUCAUCGCAAAGGUCCAGUCUAAUGAGCCCAACGCCGUGUACACGUUAGCGCAGAAAGAACGCGAGCUGAAAUUCCCCUUCCAGAUCACAGAAGAUGGAGAAAUACAUCUGACAGAGGAGCUGGACAGAGAAGACAAAGACAUGUACAUCCUGGUGGUGUUUGCAGUAGAUAAUGAUGACAAUCAGGUGGAUCCACCCAUGGAGAUUCAAGUCUUGGUGGAGGAUGUGAAUGACAACGCACCAGUGUGUGCAAAUGAGGAGAGUGUAUUUGAGGUGCAGGAGGGCGAGCCUGUAGGCAGCCUGAUUGGACAGCUGUUGGCCCAUGAUGACGAUCAAGACGGGACACUGAACGCUCAGCUGACUUACACCAUCGUGUCCCAAAAUCCACCCACCUCACCCAACGUCUUCUCCAUCGACGAUGCUUCCGGAACAAUCCAGGCAUUAAGCUCGCUGCAGCGAAGAGACCAGCAGGUGUAUAACCUCAACGUUAGAGUCACCGACCAAGUUUUCAGCACAGAAUGUAAGGUCGUCGUCAAGGUCAUCGACGUCAACAACGAGAUGCCUCUGUUCGAGAAGAUGGAUUACGGCAGUCACACACUAUCAGAGGACACUCCUGUGGGACACACAGUGCUGAGCAUCAGCGCAACGGACAGCGAUGACCCAGACAGCGGCAGCUCCCUUAUCGAGUUCCAUAUCACUGCUGGAGACGACAAUGAAGUUUUUGCUGUGGAAACCGACGGUAAAGGCGUCGGCCAUCUGGUUGUAGUUAAGCCUCUGGACUUUGAGUCCUCUGCCACCUACAAGCUCCAGAUUGACGCUCGUAACCCAGAGCCGCUGAUGACUGGUCUGGAGUACGGCAGCGAAUCCACAGCCUUCGUCUCUGUGUCUCUCACUGACGUAGACGAGGAUCCAGAGUUCACUCUGGACAUCCUGGAUGUGACUGUGCCUGAAAACACCACCAAGGGAUCAGUGCUGCUCACUGUGGAGGCAAAGGAUCCGGAGGGCAAAGAGAUCAGUUUUAAGAUGGACGGUGACACUCGCGGCUGGCUGGAGAUCAAUGCUGCCACAGGAGAGAUCAAGACCAAAGCCAAGCUGGACAGAGAAACCCUGGAGACUUUUGAAGUCACUGUCACUGCGUUUGAGAAGGAGAAUCCCGCGAAGUCGUCUGAGCGCGUCGUGUCUGUGAGGUUGCUGGAUGUGAACGACAACGUUCCCAAACUGAUGGAGACCCAGGCCUUCAUCUGUGUGAAGAAACCCGAACCUGUCAUCAUCAAGGCCCAAGACACAGACAGCGCCCCCUUCGGUCAGCCCUUCACCUUCGCGUUCGCCCAUGGCAAGAAAUCUCCCAACUGGGAACUGAAAAGCAUUGACGGUACAACAGCUAAACUGACCCUGAAGAAAUCACCAACUGAAGAUAAAACCUUCUCAAUCCCAAUUAAUAUUAAAGACAAUGCAGGCAUGGGAGUCACACAGUUGUUUGAGGUGAGAGUAUGUAACUGCACAGAGCUGGGUUACUGCUACAUGGCACCAGAAGAACGUAGCCUCAGUUACGGGAUGGGAGCCACCAUUGGGAUCCUGGGUGGCACUCUGGGAUUCUGCCUUAUUGUUUUCAUCAUCGUGAUCAAACGUGUAAAUAAAGGAGGCAAUAAGACGACCCUGACUGAAGAAGAAGAGAGGAACGCCAUCAUGUAGACACACACACACACAUAUUUGUACUUUUAUACUCGUGAGGACUUUAUCUGUCACAUCUACAUGCCUAAUCUGAACCUAAUUCUAAACUCAACCCUCAAACCACACUCUAGGCUAACUCUGGCUCAUUUACAGUCUUUUGUUUCUGCAUUUGCCUUGCCAAAUAAAAAAUAAAACAAAACUAAUUAUUAAAUAAAGAUUUACUGGCAAAAACAGCAGAAGUGAGGACUUGAUUUUCACAGUGUCCUCACUCUCAAGAUCUAAAAGUUGAAUUAGUUCUCACAUAGAUGUGUGUGCACAUACACACUCAAAAAUAUUUACAUAACAUUAUUUUAUUGACAAGAGAGAGUUGCUUAGUCAGUGCUGUGCAUACUUAAUUACGGUGUCACCAUGCUAAUCAUGCAUAUAUAAUGCUUGUUAACGUAUUUUAUUUGAAGGUCCCUCCCAGACUCAGGUUGUUUCAUUAGCAGUUUAAUCAUCUCACAUAAUUCAAUUAGUUUUUGGCCCAGAGCCUUUGUGGGGUAAUUCUUUUCUGCAUGAAUGUUGUGUUACAUCAGAAAAUAUCUUUAACGUUAAGAAACAUCUUAAACCCAGAACGUCACUGUGUAACUAAUUAACAAUAACUACUGUGUUUUGUAAGGAGCAGGGACUGAUGUUUCCCAAUAAAAAAAGAAACUGGG